This is a messenger RNA of Drosophila ficusphila, 2004 nucleotides long. RefSeq names its product bleomycin hydrolase. Gene Ontology annotation, cellular component: cytoplasm. Lineage: Eukaryota; Metazoa; Arthropoda; Insecta; Diptera; Drosophilidae. Gene Ontology annotation, biological process: L-homocysteine catabolic process; response to toxic substance; proteolysis. The transcript has 5 exons. Gene Ontology annotation, molecular function: cysteine-type aminopeptidase activity. Bases 229 to 1695 code for a protein of 488 amino acids. The record is from RefSeq and is a predicted model, not a curated record.
UACUUUUACAAUAGCCCAUCUCUAACACUGAUCGAAAAUCUUGAUUUUCCAUUUUUCCCCCAACAUUAUUAACAAAAUAAACUGCGGCCAAAUUGCGCAUAAUACAAUUGCAGUUGCCAGCAUUGCAAACACAGCCGGAAAGUCAAGAAAACCCGAAUUUAGGCCAAACAAAAUCCGCAGUGCUUGAAAAAAUCAUAACAAGUGAAAAGCUGCAAAUAAACGUAAACUAUGUCUGACAACAACAGUGGAUCUUGUGGCGGAGGAGGAAACGGUGGCUCCGGGAACAACAAUAGUGCUAAUAGCGGGAAGAACUCGACGCACAGGGUCGACGAGGUGUCCAGUGAGAUCACCGAUCAGUUGCUGGGGCAAUGGCGCAAGAACUUUUACAGCGAACCGAAGAAUCUACUGGCCCAGAACGUCUGCUCCCGCGUGGAUCCCUUCGACGUGUGCCUGUCCCGGAAGGCGUUGGAGACCACCAACCAUGUGUUCAACUACAAGGUGGAAACGGAGGGCAAGCCGGUGACCAACCAGAGGAGCUCCGGCCGAUGCUGGCUGUUCGCGGCCCUCAACUGCAUCCGCCUGCCAUUCAUGAAGAACUACAAUCUGGACGAGUUCGAGUUCUCUCAGGCCUUCCUCUUCUACUGGGACAAGAUCGAGCGGUGCAACUACUUCCUGAACAACAUCGUGAAGACGGCGCAGCGGGGCGAGAAGGUCGACGGCCGGCUGGUGUCCUUCCUGCUCCUCGAUCCCACCUCCGAUGGCGGCCAGUGGGACAUGCUGGUCAACCUGAUAACCAAACACGGCCUCAUGCCAAAGAAAUGCUUCCCCGAGAGCUUUAGCUGCGAGUCCAGCAUACGAAUGAACGCCAUACUGAAGAGCAAGCUUCGGGAGUACGCCCGCCACCUGCGCGUGCUGCUGGACACGAAUCCCACAAAGGAGGAGAUCGAGUGCAAGAUCCAGGAGCAGAUGGCCGAGAUCUACAAGGUGGUGGGCAUCUGCCUGGGCAUUCCCUCGGAGACCUUCACCUGGGAGUACUACGAUAAGAGCAAGAACUACCAGUCCAUCGGUCCGGUCAGCUCGCUGGAAUUCUACGAACGCUAUGUUAAGCCGCAUUUCAACGUCGAGGAUAAGGUGUGCCUGGUCACCGAUCCUCGGCCAACGAGUAGCUAUGACCAGGCAUACACCGUGGACUGCCUGGGUAAUGUGGUCAACGGCCGACCCGUCCUAUACAAUAACCAGUCGGUGGAGCUGCUCCUGGCCGUGGUCACCAAGUCGCUGAAGGCCGGUGAGGCCGUUUGGUUCGGUUGCGAAGUCAGCAAGCGAUUCGCCUCCAAGCAGGGCAUCGAGGAUGUGGAUGUCCACGAUUUCAAGCUGGUCUUUGACAUCGAUAUACAAACGACAUUCUCUAAGGCGGAUCGUCUAAUUUACGGCGAAUCGGCAAUGACCCAUGCCAUGGUCUUCACCGCCGUCUCUGUGGACAAGAGCGGCGUGGCCCAGAAAUUGCGGGUGGAGAACUCGUGGGGUGAGGAUCGCGGCGAGAAGGGCUACCUGGUGAUGAACGCCGACUGGUUCAGGGAGUUCGGCUUCGAGGUAGUUGUGGACAAGAAGUACGUGCCCGAGGAUGUGCUGCGCGUGUUUGACAUGGAUCCGAUCGUCCUGCCCGCCUGGGAUCCCAUGGGCACGCUGGCGCAGUAGGCAGUAGCUGGCGCCAUCCACAUAUAUAUUUAAUUAUAAUAUAUACAAAGCUUUACAAGCAGCAAUCUUCGAGCGGAAUCCAAGUGUUCGAGUUACUAUCACCUUUCAGUUUUUGUGUACAUUUUUUUUGUUUCUGUCCAGUUGUCACAUUUUACAAGGUCUUCACACACCUCCUGCUUUCCAAAGUUCACGUCUAUGCAAUAUAUUCAGUGCAAGUCCCCCAAUCUUUGUCAGUUCUGUAAUAUUGUAAUUCCGUAAUUUUGUUUGUGUUUAGUCUAAGUAAAAAAAAUUUCUCAGUUCUCCCUCGAA